Camellia sinensis is the source of this 1225-nucleotide messenger RNA. Lineage: Eukaryota; Viridiplantae; Streptophyta; Magnoliopsida; Ericales; Theaceae. The record is from RefSeq and is a predicted model, not a curated record.
UUGACUUCAUGAGUGCUUCCAACCGACAAUUAUUCUAUCCUUUGAUUCACAUACCUUGGAAUUCUUUGAUUUGUUUGAGAAAAGAUGAAUCUUCCGCAGCUCCAUAAAUUCUUUUUCAUUGAAUUUACAUGAUCUCCAUUUAUUUAUCUAAAAUUAUCAUUGAAUCAUUUUCAACAAAACAACUAGUGUUUUAAUUUACAUGAUCUCUAUUUAUUAAUUAAUUUGCUUCCAAUUGGGAAUCUUAGUUAUUUCUCCAACCCAAUAUAUGUUGCCAUAAUUUUGUUUACCUUGUGUAUAGAUGAGUCAGCAACAAAAUGAUGCAUAUUUCACCAACUUGAUGAAUGAUGGGACUGAUUAUGAAUUUAUGGAUGAACCUCUUGACCAAGGGGAUCAGUCUUCCCCAAUCUCUCCUCAAAUAGAAACCACCAAGAAACCACAACGAGGUGGCAACUUCACUACAGAAGAAGACAGUAUGCUCAUAUCGGCGUGGCUUAACAUUAGCUUAGAUCCAGUGCAAGGGAAUGAACAAAAAUCAAAGGCUUAUUGGCUAAGAGUGUGGGAGUAUUUCCACCAGUACAAAACUUUUUCAUCUAAUCGUAGUCAAACUUCUUUAAUGAACCGUUGGUCAGCAAUUCAACUUGCCACGAAUAAGUUCAGUGGGUGCUUCGCCCAAAUCCAAAGGUUGAAUCAAAGUGGAAAGACUGACAAAGAUAAGAUUCUUGAUGCGAAGAAAUUAUACAAAGAGUUGUACAAAUCGUCAUUUCCAUUUGAACAUUGUAGGCAUGAGUUAAGAGAUCAACAAAAAUGGCGAGAAGAAUAUAGCAUGAAGAAACAAAAACCAAAAAAAGUGGCAACUCCCGGCGUUUGUUCUCCUAGUGCACCGGAUUCAAUCAAUUUAGAGGACAAUGAUGUUUCACAUAAUGACAAUGUAGACUUGGAAAGACCACCGGGCAGGAAAGCUGAAAAGGAACGUUUGAAUAAAAGAAAGAAUAAAGACCGUGGAAAUGAAGGAGGGUCGUAUCUUCAAGAGCAAGAAAAGAUUGAUAAUGAGAAAAAGAGGACGCAAACGGAACAAGAAAAGGUUGAUAAUGAGAAAGAGAAGAUACGAAUGGAACAAUUGAAGGAGGAAGAGCGAAUAAUGUCAAUAGAUACAAGUGGUCUGCCGUCAUUGCAAGCAGAAUACCUUCAUCGCCGCCAAAUGGAAAUUCUCCAAAAAAAGAUUUAG